Molecule: messenger RNA, 369 nt
Organism: Uranotaenia lowii
Lineage: Eukaryota; Metazoa; Arthropoda; Insecta; Diptera; Culicidae
Product: guanine nucleotide-binding protein subunit beta-2-like 1
Exons: 2
Coding region: 1-369 (122 amino acids)
Source: RefSeq, a predicted model, not a curated record
AUGUGCAUAGCUAUAGUUGUUUUUUUGGAUGCGAAACUGAGCAUCAGAUUCAAUAUACCGGAGUUUCUCGAGAAACUGUCAACGGGAGUCAGCGAGGACAAGUCUCGAAAAUUGAUUCGUGACUGUUUCCAGUACGGAAUCCCCCAGAAUAGUUUCUAUGGACCUGAGAGCAUCAGUAAUGUUUUGCUUUCUCCGGAGGAUAUCUACGCUUUUCUGGCUCGUGGGACAAGGUUGCGGCUGUGGGAUUUAGCUUUUGGAAUGUUUACGUUUCGUUCCGAAUAUUGUAUCAAGGAGGAUUUGUCGGUAGCCUUUUCUGUGGAUCGAGAUCAGAUGGUGCCUGGAUCUCAAGAAAUUACCGUCAAGUUGUAA